AACGGUAAUACUGAUGGUAAAAGUGGCAGUAAAGGAAGAAAGAAAGACGGUGGAAAAAACCACCAGUCAAUUAUUUGUUAACAGUCACAACCGUUUACUAUAUUUAAAAUUUGGAGAUAGGUUUUAUCAUUAUCAUCAUUCCUUCUUUGUGUAUAUUUUUAUAUUGUUAUGCGUAUUAUCUUUGAUCAUCCUUUUUUGAUGUGAUGAACCGAACUGCAAAAUCGUAGAGUCGCCUCUUUUGUUUUACCACCAAUCAAAGACAGGCCCAUAUUUAACUACGGCUUUCUCGGUUGUGGCCGAUCCAAAACCAACGAUGCCUAUGGCACAAUUAGACACCACAGGUAAUAAUUAUAUUGCUUUUAAUUCUUAUUCCCUUUCGUUUAGACUCUUAGUCACUGAUACUGAUACUAAGUGAUUAGUUGUACUCAAAUGUACUGUAUUGUCAUUAGAUUGUUUUAGGCCUGGCUAGUGUUAUUGUCAGCCAAAAGAUGUCUCAUAAGAAUUGAGACUAAUUUUGAAUUAUAAUGGUGAAAGAUAUAGCGUCGGUAAUUACAUACUUAGAUAGAUGGCACCCACUACCAUACUGGAAAUACUUAAGCAGACAACAGAAAGUUUCUGUUUUAAAAGAAAUUUAAAUCCACAAUGGCAGGAAGACCACGAGCGUCAAUGACUAUUGACUAUUGUACCACCACACAAAAUACUGAGUAAAAACGACAUGUUAAAUGAAGUGUGGUACUUGUUGACGCUUUAACCACACUUGCAACAUUCUGCAUUACAGUGGUGUGCCUGCCGCAAUUUGAUUAGCAACUCGGUAUCGUGCGGAAUAUGCAAUCAGCUGUGCACAUUGAAUCGGUACCAGCAGAGAUUGACGGUAGGAGAUGGGCAUGCGACCGUUGUGGGUACCGCCUAUCUGUAUGACACAAUUUGUUUUUCACGCAGUCAGUUAUCAUUACAACAAAUUGUCACAGUGGUGUAUUGUUGGUCGUUUGAUAUGCCACAGAUACAGCACGAGGCAGCUGUUGCCGAAAAACUUGUAAUUGAUUGGUGCAACUACAUGCGAGAGGAGUGUGGAACUUGGCUGGAACGUAAUGCGACCGAAAUUGGUAGAAAGACGAAAUGGAGAACCUAUAAUUGUGGAGAUAGAUGAAACGAAAUAUUUCCAUCGGAAACAUCGUUGUCAUUGGCGGGAUGGCCACUGGGUCUUCGGUGGGGUUGAGCGCGGAAGUGGCAAGUGCUUCUUGUUGGAAGUGCCAGAUAGGUGUGCAGAAACGCUACCAGCCUCUAUAGGAGCUCACAUCUUGCCAGGGACACACAUCGUUUCCGAUGGCAGGGGUGCAUAUGCACGCAUGGAUCAAAUCGGACACGGAAUAUACGAGCAUUCUGUUGUUGUUCAAGAACGUAAUUUCGUGGAUCUUGAUGACAGCGAAGUGCAUACCCAGAACAUUGAAAACAUGUGGAUGAGAGCAAAGCAGAAGUUGAGAAGACAAUUUGGAACUAGUAGUGCAUCGUCCCGUCAUAUCUGCAAGAAUUUGCCUAUCGUAACCAGUUUUGGUGCACAGACAUGUUUCCGAACUCCCUGAUUACGCUUGUCGAUAACUAUCCGUGAUUAGACAGUCUGUUGUGGUUCAGAGUAGAAAGGUGCUUUAAAUAAACUUGAAACUGUUAACUACAGUUUUGUUGGGUGUAUUUUCAUGUUAAUAAAGCUGUUUUGGGUCUGUUUUGAUUAUUAAAUUACUUAUAAUUUAAAAGUCUAAGUCGACUAUAAAAGUUAAUUAAGUCUUAGAAGCUAGAAGUCUCUAAGUUAGUAAUAGUACUAACAAAUAUUGUAUAGACUGUGUAUCCAUCCGGUAAUGUUUGGAUUUGGGGGACGAGUACCUGGUAUUCAGAAAUCUUAGUACAAGUUCAAUCAAUGAGUAGAAAGCAGGAUACAAGCUAUGAUUGUUUGUAGUUAGUGCAAUUGUCAGGAAGAAGAGAGACAGUGACAGUAGGAACAAUCCUUGAAAGUGUUUUUAUUUAAAAAUGUAAAAAAAUAUGUGUUACCAAAUGAAUUUUGGAUGAUGAAGGUAUCUUCUGAUGAAUUUCCACCUCUAUGGAAAUGUAAAAAAAAAAUUGGUGACCAUGGUUUUGGAAGCACGUACGUUAGUGAAGCUGGAUUCUCUGUUAUGACGAAUAUCAAUUGAAAAAAACUUUGACUGGUGAACAUUUAGAAAAUCUAAUAAGGCCAGGUGCUACUAAAAAAGAACAGCAGCUUAAGAAAAUUGAAAAUUCAAUUAAAAACAAAAUAUCUCAUUAAAAAAGCGCAACAGUUUUUAUGUGCUGUAUUUAUACUCUUGAUUAGCUGAGAAUGCUAUUGGCUAUAAGAUUCUUUAUGCUUAAAGUAAGAAGUAUUCACGUAAGAAGUGAAUGUGAAUAGUAUAAAGAACAGUAAAAUAAAAAUAUCUUUUGAGAUUUCAUGUGAAACCCUUGGCUUUGCAGGUAAUUUUCUAAUGCCCACUCGGUGAAGAAGGUUGGACAGCACUGCCCUAUUAUUAUAGUAUUUCUAUGCAUCAUGCUUAUUCUUUGAUUUUCAUUUAUAUCUUCAGAUUUUCAAUAAGCCUUAAGCCUUCUAUUGGCUAGUACUUCUGUUAGCAUUAAAUAUUAAUACAGUUGAAUAUUGAAUUAUUUCACCUAAAGGUCUAGCAGAGCUAGCUCACAGGGAGUAUCAAGCAGGUGAUUAUGAGAGAUCAGAACAGCACUGCAUGCAACUAUGGCGCCAGGAACCUGAAAAUACUGGCGUCCUCCUACUUCUCAGUUCCAUACAUUUUCAGUGCAGGCGCCUUGAAAGGUAAUAUUACACUCUUACUCUUAUGAUAUUUUGAAAUGUCUUCAUUUUAAGUAGAUUUUACUGAAAUGAUGGAUCAUUUAGUGAGGUUAAUUUUUUUUAAAAAUGUUUUUAGGCCAUAUGAUUAUAAUUAGGCUUAAAUGAUGGUGAUUGUUAACCCUUACAGUACCGGGCACGUCUUUUGCAGUUGCCUACUUUUUUUGCUGUGGCCCAAGCGCGACUAUUUGUCACAUCGAGGAGUAUCUUAUGUAAACACAAAAAGGAUAUAACCUUUCACAUGUCUCAGGCAGAAUGUUUAUUCGUUAGGGGAAUAGUCAAAUUUUGUUUUGACUUUAAAUUGUGAAAAUUUACCAAUUACUGAGUUUUUUGUGCGGAUCUGUAUUUGUUUCCAUGGCGCUACAUAGCGAUAUUGUUGACAAUUUAUGCCCACUUGAUGAAACCUUUUGUUCUGAAACUAUUAUUGAGCUUUAAUUGGGAUUAGAUGAUUCUGAUGCUGAUGAGGAAGAGGGAGAUGAAACUGUUGAAGGACAUAGCUCAAAAUUUACGCCCACAGGGGCCAGUAGGUUUGACAGGAUUUAGACCUAAUGCCAAUGUAGAUAUUGAUUUAGUAAGAUCGACUGGACACUGUGCUAGCCACACAAUCCCCUAGUGUGCCAUUGCCAAUGAAAAGUGUGAACAAAACACGUUAGUAUUUUUAACACCCUUAUCCAUUUCUGAAUAGAUGAUUCUCUACAUGUUAUUAUCAAUUGUUUAAAACAAAAAGUUACAAAAUAAUUUGCAAACCUAUCAAAUUUUGGCUUGAAAAUAGUGUCUGGGCCAAUGUUCCCUUUAGGCUGCGCGGCCACGCAGCAAUCUCACAGAUGCCGCCCAGCAGUUUUGAGUACCGCGCAGCUAAUUUCCAAUUGUGUGUUUGUGUCUGUAAGCUGAAAAUUUUGCCCACAUUAAAUUGAUGCUGUAAAAUUUGCACACUAUUUUAUGAUUUUGCACACGAAUCAACAAACCUUAGAGGGAACAUUGGUCUGGGCCACAGGGAAUAAUUAGCAAAAUAAUAGGGGUUUAAUAGCAAAGUAGAUCAUUACCAGAAGGGUUAAUUUUCUUUUUUUCGCUUUAAAGUACCUUGAAUUUGUUGAUAUAAAACUAUUUUCAAGUUUUUUCUUUUUUUUUCUUCAAGUUCUGGUUUUACAUAUUUUGAUAUUUAUUUCUGUAUUAUCUGUUUAAGUCUUCUUAGUUUCUUCCCAUUUGUGUAGUUCUUUGGGCAAACAAUGAUUAUCUUUUUCUGUCCCUCUAAAAAGCAUUUUUUUCUUCUUUUAUUCCAUAGAUCAGCAUAUUUUAGUCAGCUGGCUAUCAAACAGAACCCAAUGUUAGCAGAGGCAUAUUCGAAUUUAGGAAAUGUAUAUAAGGAACGAAACCAGUUGUCUGAAGCUUUAGAUAAUUAUCGCCAUGCUGUACGUCUCAAGCCUGAUUUCAUAGAUGGAUACAUAAAUCUGGCUGCUGCACUAGUAGCUGCUGGUGAUAUGGAGCAAGCUGUGCAAGCUUAUGUCACUGCGUUGCAAUAUAAUCCUGUAAGUUUUUUCCCCAAAGAUAUAAUUUUAACUGCCUAGUCAUACAGAUAAAUUUUGACACAAUUUAUAAGUGGAAAGUUAUUAAUACAUUGCAUAAUUUUCUUUUAACUGAUUUUCUAAAAAAUUCUCAAUGCUAAACCUUAUUUUAAGUGAUUUUUCUUUUCAUUCUCAGGACCUGUACUGUGUCAGAAGUGACUUGGGAAAUCUUCUCAAAGCUUUGGGUCGUCUGGAUGAGGCUAAAGUAAGAUCUAUCAUGCCCAUGAUUCUCUUUAGAAACAAACAUCAGUUAAGGAACUCUAUCUGUAACUAACAGGCUAGCAUGUUUUAGAAACUUGAUGCAAGCAUUCCCAACACUGCUAAUAUAUUUUGUUCAAUUUUGAAGGAAAAGCAAACUGUUUAUAAAUUGGCAUACAUUUUGAAAUUUUUAAAAAAGUAAAAAUUUUCCGAAAAAGAAAAAUUUAAUUUAAUUUAAAUCUUGCCAUACAGAGGAUGCUGAUGCUGUUUGUUUAAAUUUGGGGCAGAAAUCAGCCUGAAGUAAUGCAGCCUUAUCACUUAAAAAAAAAAAUUUUGGCAUUUUAAAUAAUUUUACUUGCUAUACUUCUAUUAAGUAUGAGGAGGGAAUAAGAGCCACCUUAAAUUGGAGAAACUGUUAGAAAUUCCUAGACUGCAUUACUGUGGAAGCAAUGAAUUGCACAUCUACCUAAUGUAGAAGCAAUUUCUUGUGUAUGAAAUUAUGUUCAUCAAAUUUUGAGUUAUCCUUAGUGGCAGCCAAACGCAUCAGCAUGACUUUGUAUACAGUUUGCUUUGCAUUACUUUUACAGAAGAAGAACUGGCAGCUGCUGCAUUUUCAAUUACACCCAUUCCCAUAGUCACUGAAUACAACUUAUUGCCAAUCUUUUUGCAUUCUUUAGCAGACCAGAUAUCCAAAUUAGUAGUAAAAAAUUUGCCUUUUAAUUCUUCAGUUUUUGAGUUACUGAGUUUUGUAGGAUUAAACGGCAAAUAUUAACUGUUCAAAGGGGGUUUGAUUUUUACUAAAUAUUUUUUGACAAAGAUAUACAGUAUUUGAAAAGUUUGGCAACAUGAUUUUUUUUUUUUGUUUUCAGCUUUCCCAAUCCACACUUAUAGAAAAUCUGCUUUUAUUUCACAGCUGUCUAUUAUCAGAAGGCUCAAAAUUUAAAAAAAAUUAUAUAAAAAUAAUCAACUACUAAAGAUUAUCAAAUUCUCUACAGCCUCGUGGAGUGUGAUUUUCAAAUCUUUUGUUUUAAUUUUUUUUUUUAAUUUUGAGCCCUCGAUAUUUCUUUGGGAAUGCUUAACAUAUUUUUUUUUUUUUUUAAAAGUCAUUUAUUCGUAAAGGUUAUACAUAAAGAUUCUCAUCUAAAGAGGAAUGUUAUCGUCUUCUAUUUCAUUAUUUCUAGAAUCUUUUCUUAUCUUUCUUGGUCUUUUCAUCUUUCUUGGUCUUUUCUGAAUCAUUCAGAGAAGGGGUGAGGAUUUUAAAAAUCUGGGAUAAGGCAAGCAAAGCUAAUGUCUUUACUUUUUAAUUUUUGGUUUAUAAAUAGAUGGAGGGUCCAUUCUUCAUGUUCGACAAUGCCUCCACAGAGUUGCAACAGUGGAAUUAAAUCACCCCUGUACUGAUGGAACUGAAAAAGCUCGGUAUGAUUAUAUGACUAAAUGGUUUUAAAAUUUUCAUCAAGGUAUUGUAUUGUUUGUGAUGUACUGUUUUGUAUCUAAAGGAUGGCCUUUUCCAAAAUACUCUUCUCAAAUGUAGGGCUAUAUCUAAGCAGGUAAGAGGAUAAGGAAUAACUUUAUAGCCCAUUAUAUCCCUAUCUUAUAUUUGUACAUGUUCUUUGUUUUACUCAAGAUGUAACUAGAAGCCGGUAGACCCAGCAAAAUAGAACCACAGGUACUGUCUAUGCAGAAUUGUUAUUCGGCUCAGUAACUGCGCACAAGCGACGCUUAUUGCGCGAGCUAUGCCCUUUCAGUGCAGCAUAAUCAAACUUUUGAUCAAUAUCUUUGUGAUAUUCCUCAUUUAAUUUAACUUGUAGAAAGAUCUGUACAUUUUACAGAAUUUAAAUGGUGCAUCCGAAGGGUAUGGUGUUAGUGAUGCAAGCUUAAGAAAGCUAAAGGCUGCAAAUGUUUUACAGUUUGUUGUCACCCUUUAGGUUUCUUUUAUCACCCUGCGAGUUGCAAAAGCAUAGGCGAGGCAUUAGGCGUCAAGCAUGGCAGCUAGCAAGCAGCAGCAGAGCGCAUCAAAGCAGCGUCCGCAGCUAACAGCUUUUUUUGGUGUUUUUGACACAAUAUAUCAUUGUUGACUUUGGUCCAUCCCCAAACCCGGUUUCAGGCUUGUUAUUUGAAAGCUAUUGAAACAUGUCCAAACUUUGCUGUAGCUUGGAGUAACUUAGGCUGUGUCUUCAAUGCUCAAGGAGAGAUUUGGCUUGCCAUUCACCAUUUUGAAAAGGUAAGUGUUUUAUGGUUUAUAUUAGCUGGUUAAAAGAGUAAUUGAUUUAAAAGGAAAUAAAUACAGCUUGUAUUUAAAACCCUUUGUACAUUUUAAAAAAAAAAAAAAGAUAGUUUUACAAACAUGAUUAACAAAUGUUGGAAAGACUAUUUUUUUCUGUAUCUUUUGUUUUAAUUUAAUUUUUAUUUAAUUUUAUUUUUAGGCUGUUGCAUUGGAUCCAAAUUUUCUAGAUGCUUACAUAAAUCUUGGAAAUGUUUUAAAAGAAGCAAGAAUAUUUGACCGGUAUGAAUUUCUUUUAAAUUAAGAAUAAUUAAUUAAUUUUACAGUGGUUCAAUUAAUUACUUAAAAUGUCUUUUAAGAAUUUGGUUUUAAACAUUUCUUUUCAUCAUCAGGUCUGUUGCUGCGUACUUAAGAGCAUUGAAUUUAAGCCCCAAUCAUGCAGUGGUCCAUGGAAAUCUUGCAUGUGUUUAUUAUGAGCAAGGACUGAUUGAUUUAGCUAUUGAUACAUACAAAAGGGCUAUUGACCUUCAACCAAAUUUUCCUGAUGCUUACUGUAAUUUGGCAAAUGCAUUGAAGGAAAAGGGACAGGUAAUAUAAUUUUUGUUUUGUUUUAAAUUGUAUUUAUUUACUUUUUAAUUGAUGUGUAAAAUAACUUUCUGAGAUCAGAAAAUAGGCCUUCAAAAUUAUUUUCUUAUUUUACAAACACCCAGGUCAAAGAAGCUGAAGAGUGUUACAACACAGCAUUGCGACUAAGUCCUACUCAUGCAGAUUCACUCAACAACCUAGCAAAUAUCAAGAGAGAACAGGGAAACACAGAAGAAGCUGUAAAGCUUUAUCUUAAGGCAUUAGAAGUGAGUGCAAAGAAUUUUCCAUUGGAUUGUUUAGUGAUUAAGGGAAUGUGUUUAUUUCAUUUAACCUGAUAGAACCCUCUAACGCGUUGUUUCCCAAAGUGGGGCCCUCCCCACAAGGGGGCAAUUUGAUUGUUAAGGAGGGGGUUUCCAAAAAUGAGCUGUCUAGAAAUUUAAAUCUAAUCGCCAUGAGGUGCAUUUAAAGCCCAAACAUAGUUUCAAACCUUAAAGAAAAAAAUUGGAAAAAAGAACAACCUUAAAGUGGUCUGUUUACUGCUCACACUGCACCUGUCAAUCGUACUUUUGAGGCUACCUAUGACAUUUCUUUACUCAUUAGGUAAAUCUGAGAAAAAUCAUACUAUAUGAGAGAAUUUAAUAAUUAUCAGCAUUUCUUAAAACUGCUCUGGAAAAAGAUGACAAAGGCGUGAAAGCUAUGCUACUCAAUAACAAUACCGUUAGCAAAAAAAUAAGAUGAAAUUAGUGAAGAAUUUGAAAUACAACUUGUUGAAAAACCGAAAGCAAAAAAAUUCUCAGUGCAAAUGGAUGAAUCAACUUUGAAAGACAGUGGGGCUGUACUGAUAACUUUAAGAUAUAUUGAUAAAGGAGAUUUUGCUGAAGAAAUAUUGUUCUGUAAAUCGUUAGAAAGCACCGCUACCGCCAAAGGUAUAUAUGAUGAGCUAAAAAAACAACUUAGAUUUAUAUAAUAUACCAAUGAAAAAUAAAUAUAUUUGUGCUGCAGAUGGUGUUCCUAAUAUGACGGUUAAAAAAAAUGGCUGCUUUAAAAUGAUAAAAUAAUGAAUAAUAAAUAUGAUAAAUAAUUUAACUAUUUGAGAAAAUCUUUCAAUUUACUCUUGAAUUUCAAUUCUCCAUUAUACGUUUUAAAAAUUUACUUGUUUCCUUAUUUUAUAUACAUAUAGAUAUAUUCCAAUCCCCCUUAUAUAUAUAUAUAUAUAUAUAUAUAUAUAUAUAUAUAUAUAUAUAUAUUUAUAUAUGAUAUUAAUGUAGAUAUAUAUAUAUAUAGAUAUGUAUAUAUCAAAGGGGGAUUGGAAUUUUAGAAAGGCCUAGGUGGCGCAUGGCAGGAAAAGGGUGGGGAAACACUGCUUUAGAGUAGUAACUCAUUUCCUACGGCAGUGCUACUUCCAUACUACUUAAUUUAUUUGCCUGAGAAAGGGAAGUAACUCUGUUUUGCAAUUGAUUUACAUUUGUAAAAUAUUUAUUUGAGCUGCUAAAUCUUAUUUAAUGUUAAUGAAUUAAGAACAAAUGCAACAAAAAACAUAAGAUUUAAUUUUUUUUAAAUGUAACAUUAGCGGCGAAAAAAUAACUAACAGUUGCCAAAAAAAAUACAUUUUCGGCAUCUUGGGCGAACACAUGCUACAUAUAGACGCGCCAUACUAAAGUAUACGAAGUUUUAAAGUGAAACAAGAAAUCACGCUAAACCACGCGCCAUCGCUGGAAGUCUCAAAUUAAAUUUUAUUGCUAUUUUUAAAUAGAAAUGAGAGAGGUGUGUCACUAUGCGCCGGGACGCAUCUGUCGAACCCCCCAAAGGACGCAUUUAGUCGCAACCACCAGGAAUGGGUUUAUGUGACUGGACAAACCUUUCACUUUAAUUUUUUUUUUUUUAGGUCUACCCAGAGUUUGCGGUUGCUCAUUCUAACCUUGCCAGUGUUUUGCAACAACAGGGGAAAUUACAUGAAGCCCUCAUGCAUUAUAAGGAAGCUAUUAGGUUUGUUUUUUUUAAAUAAAGACCUUCCACAUUCCAACUCGUUAAAGCUUGUAACACCAGAUGGAUCUCAGUUUCUUUAAAACUUAAUAUCUAAAGCUUUUUCCCAUUAAAAGUUCUAAAAGUCUGAUUUAUGCUAAUCUUGAUGAUAACUUGGUCUUCUAACAUUUUAUUGAUUUCUCCAGGAUAUCGCCAACAUUUGCAGAUGCUUACUCCAACAUGGGCAACACAUUAAAAGAGAUGCAAGAUAUCCAGGGUGCUCUACAGUGCUAUACUCGUGCAAUUCAGAUAAACCCAGCCUUUGCUGAUGCUCAUAGCAACCUAGCUUCCAUUCACAAGGUAUUUUUUUUAUUACCAUCUAACUCAGCGGUUCUCAACCCAUGGGUCGCGAACCCUUUCCCAGGGGUCGCCUAAGACCUUAGAAAAACACAUAUCCUCUUUAGUUAUGAAGUAGCAAUGAAAAAAAUUUAGUGGUUGGGGGUCGUCACAACAUGAGGAACUGAAUUAAAAGGUCGCGACAUUUGGAAGGUUGAGAACCACUGAUCUAACUGCUUUUGAAUCCAUAUUUCUGUUUCUGCUUAACUCUUUCCCUCCGGAAUUAUUUUCCACGUUCUGACGGAAUUAUCUAUUUUGGGUUUUUGUUAUGCACUACUAUGUUUUCUCUAGACCUUCAUAACUUUUUUGUUUUUAAUCAGAAAAUGUUAAUUUUGGUAUGGAAUUAAAGGGAAACAAGAUUUGGGUUUAAAUUUUAUUAAAUAAAUGUGAUUGUGAUUUAAGGAAAAUAAAAAUUUAUUUUAAAAACACUCACCAAAUGUUCACAAAACGCUAAUUCGAAGUCACACGAAGAGAAAUAUAUAAUCCAAAGUGUAACAAAAAUGUUUUUUUUCUGAACUAUAUCCAUAUGUGCAUCACAAAUAAUAAAGAUAAACUUACAAAAAAGAAAAAAUUAAACCUCAGAACACAUCCAUUGUCACCUUCACACAAAAAUUUAGCAAAAAAAUUUACUUAUUCCACUGAAAACAAUCUGUUGCUAUUUAAAAAAUAAUUGCACUGGAUCCUUGUAUGUACUAACAUUUAUAAUAGUAAAUGGAAAAUUUACCAUACAUUAGUCACAUAUUUCCAUCUGGGCUUAGCAAUAGUAAGCCUAAAAAACAAUCCAUAUGGAUGUGCCCUUUAGCUGGGGGCGGGGCUGGUUGUUCAUCAGCUGAUGAAUUACCAAUUUCAUUAUUUUGUCACUAAUACUACUAAUACUAGUACUAGGAUUAUAAUCAUACAAUUCAACAGAAUCAGCCUCUGCAUUUGAAAUCACAGAUUCACUGUCUGAAUCAUCAUCAUAAUAAUAUUUUCCACCUUAUUAGAUUUAUCACCAGAUGGGUCAGGUCAAGAUUUCAUGUUUGUAAACAAAAAUAAAAUGGACAAUCAAAACAACCGCUUCAAACAAUUCGUUCUUCGUUCAAACACAGUAAAAACGGAUGUUUAUGAAAGGGAAAUCAUUCUAGAAUUGAUUUAAAAUAACUUAAUACCAAUAGCUAAGAAAAGAACCGAAAUAAACAGGUUUUUAUACAUUGACUAUCCCAUCGCCGAUACGCCAAAAUCUUCAUUUCAAAUCGACGAUGGGAGCAUUUAUCCGGAGGGAAAAAGUUAAAUUCCUUAAUUGCAGUUUGAAAUUAUUCAACUCUUUUUUCAGGAUUCAGGCAAUAUACCGGAGGCCAUUGCAUCUUAUAGAACAGCUCUGAAAUUAAAGCCAGAUUUUCCUGAUGCAUAUUGCAAUUUGGCACAUUGUUUACAGGUUAGCUAUAUUUAUUUCAAAAUUGCAAUCACUUACAAAAUUGUCAAAACCAAAUAGUCUGUUAUAAAAGUUAACAUGCUGUCAUUCUUCUUUUACAGAUUGUUUGUGAUUGGACGGACUAUCCCAGUCGCAUGAAGCGUCUUGUACAAAUUGUCAAUGACCAACUAGAGAAAAACCGCCUUCCGUCUGUACAUCCCCAUCACAGUAUGCUCUACCCUCUUACUCACUCUAUGCGUAAAUCAAUAGCUGCACGACAUGCAAGUUUGUGUCUAGAAAAGAUAAAUGUUCUUCACAAACCCCCUUAUCACCAUCAGAAAGAGCGCCUCUCAAGUGGUGGUAGAUUACGUAUUGGUUAUGUCAGCUCUGACUUUGGUAACCACCCAACUUCUCAUCUGAUGCAAAGUAUACCAGGUCACCAUGACAAAAGCAGAGUGGAGGCAAGUUAAUUUAUAUAUAUAUAUUUAGGAGAUAGCGAUUUACCCCUUCUUCCUUAUGUAUGAUAACUGACUAGUUUGACCAUUCUACAUGGAGAAAUUCGAAACCCACAACCUCCUGGUGAUGCAGUUUACACACUACUGGAUUCUCUUUUUUAUUGACUGGCAUUACAGCAGACUGGCUUGUGCUAAUGUAUAAGCUUGUUUGAAGUAGUGCUAGAAUAUUUUGCAGGUGUGGCAUAUUACCUGAAGAAUUUCUUGUUUUCAGGUUCGUAAAUCCUGCUAACAUGUUCUUUGAAGUCCUAAUAUCAAAAAGAUAAGUUUAUCGCCUAAUUGUUGACUUACUCUAUAUUUCAGAAGUAAAACUUUCAUUUGACAGCUGUUGUAUUAAUAGAAUUGCCUUCAUUUUCCUAGAUUUUCUGUUAUUCUUUGAGUCCGGAUGACAGCACCACCUUUAGGCAGAAGAUUUCUCAGGAAACCGAGCAUUUCAUUGAUUUAUCCAAGAUUCCCUGCAAUGGGAAAGCUGCUGAUAAGAUUCAUGCAGAUGGCAUUGACAUUUUGGUCAACAUGAAUGGCUAUACCAAAGGUGCGCGCAAUGAAUUAUUUGCCCUUCGACCAGCUCCUAUUCAGGUUAGUUACUCAAAAUAUUUUAAGCACAAUUACAUACUAUUUCAGGUUAUAUUUUAGAUUAAAUUAAAUGCAAGGAAAUUUAUGGGAAAAGAAUUCAUCCUCUCAAUUUUAGAUUUUUCAAAUAUGUUUAUCAGUUUAAUGCAUUUUUAAUUUAUUUCCUUUCAGGUGAUGUGGCUGGGUUAUCCUGGAACAUCUGGUGCCUCAUUUAUGGACUACAUAAUCACAGACAAGAUAACUUCACCUUCAGAACUAGCCUCACAGUACUCUGAAAAACUUGCCUACAUGAAAGACACUUUUUUCAUUGGUGAUCACAUGAAUAUGUUUCCUCAUAUGCAAUACCGUCUGAUAUUGCGUGUAACAGAUGCAAAUGGUCAUCCUACCAAGUCUGUCAUGUACCUGAAUGCUCUUGAUUUAGAACCUAUAAAGACUUUAGCAACAGCUAUUGAAGUAAGUAAUCCGUCAUUUAACCUUAUCCAAGUUAUAAUUAAUUUAAUUUGAAAAGUUAAGUACCGGUACAUUUUAACUUAUUCAACUUUAUUCUCUAAUUAGGAGGUGACAUACACUGCCCUGCCUGGCCAAACCACUGACCAGCCUGAUGGCAGUCCAGCAACUAUCACCAACACAAUAAUAGAAUUACCCCAGACUGUUGUACAAUCCUUUCAAACAAUGAUUGCUUCCAAUCAAGCCCAGAUAAUGGUCAACAAUAUUAUCAUUCAGAAUGGGCUUACAACCAAUCAGGUAAAUAUCUCACCUUAAGUCAUUUUGAAAUUUCCUUUGUUUAUAUAAUAUGCCAGAAAUGGUCUUUGAUAAAAAUUUUAAAAAUCUUGUUCACUGUGAGUUUUUUUAAUUUAAAUUUCAGCUAACUUUAUAUUAACUAAAUAUACUAAUUUAUAUGAAUAAAUUGGCAAAUUGAGCACACAUCCCCAGACAAUUUAAAAUUUUGUCAAAACUUUUCACAAUAAGAAAUUUUACACAACUUUUUUUAUUUAGACCAACAACAAGUCUGCUACUGGUGAAGAGAUACCAAGAUGUGUGAUUCUUUCAUCAAGACUGCAGUAUGGUUUACCAGAUGAGGCAAUUGUCUACUGCAAUUUUAAUCAACUUUACAAGAUCGAUCCCAGCACACUGGAGAUGUGGGUGAGUGUGUUUGGUAUGUUAUCAAAAUGUUACCUUCUCAAGGCAAUAGAUUAAACAUACUAGCAGCUGAAGGUGAGCUUAAAACUUUGUCCAUUUAUUUUCAGUGUGAAAUUUUGAAGCAAGUACCAGGCAGUGUGCUUUGGUUACUCAGGUUUCCGGCUGUUGGUGAAACUAACAUACAUCAAACUGCACAGGGCUAUGGCCUAUCGCCUGGCAGAAUAAUUUUCUCCAAUGUAGCUCCCAAGGUAAGCAUAUUUACAUUCAUAACACAUGCAUUGAUUAAAUCUUUUUUUAAUAGAAAGUUAUAUGUUCUAGUUUAAUCUUUUACUUAAAAAUGUAAAGACAAAUUAAUAAUUUUCAGGAGGAGCAUGUGCGACGUGGCCAGGUUGCUGAUGUAUGUUUGGACACUCCCCUUUGUAAUGGCCAUACUACAGGAAUGGAUGUGCUGUGGGCUGGUACUCCUAUGGUUACCUUCCCAGGUAUGUGUAAGUCACUUUUUAUUUUCAAUCAGCACUCACCCUUGCAAAGUUGUACAUUGAAUUAACAUUAAAAAGAUAGAAAGUGAAUAAUACUUAAGAAUUUUAUUCUAAAAUUCUAUUUGUUUUUUUUCUAUUAGCUGAGACCCUAGCAUCACGUGUUGCUUCAAGUCAACUACAUUCUCUUGGUGCUCCAGAACUUGUAGCUAACACAAGAGAUGAAUAUGUGAAGAUUGCUGUCAAACUCGGCACAGAUCCCCAGUAGUAAGUGACUGAGCCGUUGUAACAUUACCUUCUUAGAUUAUAUUUUUUUCAAAAGUGGUGGAAAUCUGGAAAAUGUAAAAGUGUUGAUACCUGGUAUUAAUUAGGAAGUUAAGACAUACACCAGCACCAUCUGCUCUGUUUAUUUAUACAUUUUAAAAAUUAAGUUUGGCAUAUUAUUUCAUUCCUUUAAUUUCACAACCACAAAUAUUUAAGGGUUACCAGAAAUUUGAAAGAAAUUUCGUCAACAGUUUGGUAAAACGAAAAAUUUGGAAUAUUUUUUUUCAGUCCACACGAUCUAAUUUUGCCUCAAAUUUCUUUUUGAAUGCUAUUUAGUAUGCUAUUUAGUAAAACAAAAAGAAAUUAGAUCGUGUGGACUAAAAGAAAGAUUCAACCAAAUUUCUGUUUGAUCAAAUUUAUGUUUGAUCAAAUUUCCGUCUAUGAAAUUUCUUUCCAACAAAUUUCCAGAUACUCUAUUUAAGUGUACAAGAAAUAUUUCACUCGUAACACCGAGGAUAAAGACCAGAUAUUACGUAUAUAAAAAUUGUUACAUAUCAUUUCAUAGUAUGUUUUAAUUUUUAAUAUUUAAAUGUUAACAGAUGGGAGGGAGAUUUCAGGAUACAUGUUAUGUAUGAUGUGCUUAUGAUUUUCUUAAAUUUAAUGGGUUAUACUAUGUUCGCAGCUUGCAAGGCAUGAAGGCCAAGGUUUGGCAAGCUCGCACCACUAGUCCUUUGUUCAGCACCAAGAUCUAUGCCAACAACUUGGAGAAUUUAUUUGAACGCAUGUGGGACCGCUAUGAGCAAGGUCUUGAACCUGACCAUUUAAUAAAACCCUGGCACAUGGUCAAUGGUUCUGCUUAAACUGUUCUAAUAGCUUAUCUGUCAGGUGAACAAGAAUCAAUUAUUAAAUAGGGAUUAGUUUUUUUAAAAUAAUACUUUUUCCAUUUAAAUGUUUUCAAAAAAAUGAGGCAAGCAUUCGAUGGGUUUUUGUUUUAUUACUUGUGUAACAUAGCAGGAACAAACCAGUUUUUCUUAUGUUCUUGCAUUUGUACAUAUACAGAGAACAUUUCAACGUGUCUUUCUUUAUAAUCAAUAAUUCCUGUAAUUUAUAUGUGUAAAUAUGCCCUGAGAAGACAGAAUGUCAUGGCAGUAUGUGAUUUGUGAAAAUAUGCAUUUAACUUAGCUUUUAUAACCUAUGGCUUUUAUUUCCACUAACAACUACUAAAAGAAACCUUUGAAGGGCAGUGUGUAACCUGUCUAGUUGGUUUUAUUUCGGUCUAGUUGGAUAAAAAGACUUGUUACUUUAGUCCAUUUGUGUGUAUACAUUAUGCAGAUGAAAGUGCUCUCCUAAAUUUGUAACAAGUACGUUAGCUUGAUUUGUUAAGUGUUGUAAAUACGCUGUAUUGAGAAUAGAGACAUCCAUGUGCAUCGGCUAAGAUUAAAAGAAGCCUACUGAAGUAAGAAAUGAUGGAUAACUGAUGUUGAAUAAUGUAGUAGACUUUAUAAGCUUGACUUGAAAGAAAGUUUUGAGACCAUGAAAGUGCAACUGAUCAAGAGUGCUCCCCAUUAUUUGAUUAUUGUUAACUUAUUCUGUAAAUAUGCUUUAUUUGCUUAGUUAAGUCUCUUGUAUGGUGGGAAAAAUAAAAUUGUCUUUGGGAAAAA
Messenger RNA from Lymnaea stagnalis (great pond snail), 15794 nucleotides. NCBI's taxonomy places the organism in Eukaryota, Metazoa, Mollusca, Gastropoda, Lymnaeidae. The record is from the annotation of a GenBank genome assembly.